Messenger RNA from Hibiscus syriacus, 943 nucleotides. Its product is annotated as transcription factor bHLH148-like. Lineage: Eukaryota; Viridiplantae; Streptophyta; Magnoliopsida; Malvales; Malvaceae. The transcript is spliced from 2 exons. The record is from RefSeq and is a predicted model, not a curated record. Gene Ontology annotation, molecular function: protein dimerization activity. Gene Ontology annotation, biological process: regulation of DNA-templated transcription. The coding region runs from base 192 to 848 and encodes 218 amino acids.
AUUCCUGUUUUUUGCCUUAUAACCAAACCCCCACCUCUCCAUCUCUAAAUAAGCAAACACUUUUCAAAAAAAAAAUCAAACACCGUUCCGUUCCGUUCUCCUUUUGCUCCCAAGUCCACUUGUGUUCAUCACUGUUUCGAUUAUAAUUGGCCGUAUCGUACGGUGAAUAAGGGCGUUUGGUCCGGUGAGACAUGGCAUCGUUGAUGACGAAUCCGGUGACGAACACAACAAAUUCUGAUCGUAUCAAAAGGAAAAAGAACAACUCGAUGAUGAAAGCGAGUCAACACCAAAAGUCGAGCCACGCCGCCUGGAAAUCAGAGGCGCAGCAGCAAAUCUAUUCCUCUAAGCUUCUCCAAGCUUUGAGCCAAAUCAAUCUCAAUGGUACUACUACUCCUUAUUCUCCUUCGGCUCCGCGCGGCGGUCGAGCCGUCCGUGAAGCCGCUGAUAGAGCCUUGGCAGUUGCUGCUAAAGGGAGAACGAGGUGGAGCCGCGCCAUUUUGACGAGCCGGCUUAAGCUGAAAUUUCGGAAGCAUAAGAGAUCGGCGCACAGAGGAUCUACCGCCGCUGCCGUGGCUGCUGUAACCAGGACUAGCCGGUCGAAGAAACCGAGAGUUAGUGUUUUGAAAUUGAAAGCGAAGAGUGUGCCGACCGUUCAAAGGAAAGUAAAGGUUCUUGGCAGACUGGUUCCCGGUUGCCGGAAGGAGACGUUACCGGUAAUUCUUGAAGAAGCGACUGACUACAUAGCGGCUCUUGAGAUGCAGGUUCGAGCCAUGAGCGCCCUCGCCGAUCUGUUAUCUGGCUCCGGUGCUACUAGCUCUAGCUCGGCUCCUCCGCCGACUGGCCACUGAUGCUUUUUUUAUUCACUUAAUUUUCAAAUGCCAAGUGUCAUCAUUUUUUCUCUCUCUUUUUUUAAUAUUAAUUCUUCUUCAUUUUAUAUUAUUAU